Brachypodium distachyon (stiff brome) is the source of this 1906-nucleotide messenger RNA. RefSeq names its product isoprenyl transferase. Lineage: Eukaryota; Viridiplantae; Streptophyta; Magnoliopsida; Poales; Poaceae. The record is from RefSeq and is a predicted model, not a curated record. Gene Ontology annotation, biological process: polyprenol biosynthetic process. The transcript is spliced from 3 exons. Bases 834 to 1706 code for a protein of 290 amino acids.
UUUAGUAAGAGAGGCAACAAGGCCUUGUCUCCUCGUCAACAUGUCCUCGCCUCUAGCUCAGUCUCCCUUCCACAAUAGACUUUGGUCUCAUCUCACAUUUUAUUGUCAUCACCGCGAGGUCUAAGAAGAACUAAAAGCUGUUUGGUUAGGAAGAGCUAGAGAAAGGGGAUGUGAGUUGAAGUGGAUGUGGUAUUAAAUCAUCUGUUUGACUGAUAAACGUGGGAAUGGGAGUUGAAAGAUCAAAUCCCACCAUUUUAAUUAAAGGGGAGAUGUGGAAAUCCGGAAGAAAUUAUUUUGUUAGAGAUGAUCCUAGCCGUUCACCACAACUUAUGUUAUCCUUACUAAGUUAAUUUUCCGUAAACUCCCACCAACUAAAAAUAGCUUUUUCUCGGUUUUUUUAAUCCUAAGGAGGACUGAGAUGAAAAAUCAAUUUUGCAUGUCCAAUCUUUUACAAGCUCUUUCCUCUAAAUUUUGCUCUAACAGUUGAAUCGAUGUCUUAGAAAUCGCUGGAACUUAGAAAUUUCCAGGUAAACUUACUAUAGUGUGUUCGUAAAGAAAGAGAGCCUCUGUUUCUAAGUUGACCCCAGAAUUCUUAUUUUCAAGUUGAUGAUCUUGAAUGUUAUUCUCUGUCCAACAAAAAUUGAGUAGUUGUAGAUUUUAAAAAUUCAUGGGCAACUUGGUUGAAUUAAAUCUAACUAUUUCUCGGACAACUUGAAAAAUAUCAAAUCCGUAAAAGAAAAAUCCAAAUCAUUUUGUAAAGAUAACAAAAACCAAAUCGUAUAGGCUUGAGCUUUUCGGGGCUGGAGGCAAACGCUCGAAGAGCCUCCAAUCCCAUGUUGCUCCCCCAGUCUCCAGCUGCUACCCAUCAGCAGCGACCCACCUCUUCCUUCUCCCGACGCACGUGCCGCUCGGCACAGCCAUGCCCGCGGCGCGCCGGCGCUGCUCCGGCGACCGCGGCGGCGGAGGCGCCCCUCCCGGGCGGGCUGCGAGCGGAGUCGUUGCCGCGGCACGUGGCGGUGGUGAUGGAUGGGAACUCCCGGUGGGCGCGCGCGCGGGGGAUGCCGUCGGCGUUCGGGCACGAGGCCGGGCGGCGCGCGCUGGAGGAGACGGUGCGGCUCUCCCGCGCCUGGGGCAUCCGCGCCCUCACGGCCUUCGCCUUCUCCCACGAGAACUGGAGCCGCCCCAAGGUGGAGGUUGACUUCCUGAUGGGGUUGUUCGAGCGGGUGAUCCACGACAGUGUCUCCGAGUUCUUGAGGGACGGAAUUCGUCUACGCGUAAUUGGUGACUGCUCAAGGCUGCCGGUUUCUCUGCAGAAGACUGCGAGGGCAGCCGAGGAGGCAACAAGGAACAACUCACAGCUCGACCUGACGCUAGCAAUCAGCUACAGCGGGCGACGGGACAUAGUUCAGGCUUGCCGAAACCUUGCCCAGAAGGUGCAGGGCGAGCUGCUCAGGCCGGAGGACAUCGACGAGUCGCUGCUCGCCAAAGAGCUCGAGACGAGCUGCGCGAGCGAGUUCCCUUACCCCGACCUGCUCAUCCGGACCAGCGGCGAGCUGAGGCUGAGCAACUUCUUGCUGUGGCAGUCAGCAUACUCGGAGCUCUUCUUCACGGACACGUUGUGGCCUGAUUUCGGGGAGGCCGACUAUCUCCAAGCACUGGGAUCUUUCCAGAGCAGAGACAGGCGGUUCGGCCGGAGAAAUUUGUAGCACACGGACACCUGAAGUAAGGUGUUUUUAGAAGCUUGAUGUAGCAGAUUAGCAAUUGUGAGCACGUACAUGAGAUGAAUCCCAACAUCUCCGUUACUGUAGUUGGGGCUUAAGUUCUUCAUCAAUGUGGAAGGUGAAUACUUUUUUUUUUGGAAAAAGAACUUCAUUAACUGAUGAAGGUAGUACAAUCCUUUGUUACA